This is a messenger RNA of Monascus purpureus, 963 nucleotides long. The record is from the annotation of a GenBank genome assembly. NCBI's taxonomy places the organism in Eukaryota, Fungi, Ascomycota, Eurotiomycetes, Eurotiales, Aspergillaceae.
AUGCUUCUUCUAGACUAUCAGAACGUUCUCAUCGAGUCCCUUCUCCGGGAGCGGUUCUCUGGAGCUCCCCCUGUCUCAAUUGACCAGAUCGUCUCCGAUUUUGACGGCGUUAUCUUUCAUGUCUCUACUCCCGAGUCCAAAACCAAGAUUCUCAUCUCACUCAGCGUUAAAUGCUUCAAGGAGCUGCUUCAGUAUGGUGCGCAGGAGGUGCUGGAGCGGGAAUAUGGUCCAUACAUUGUCGCCCCUGAACCCGGCUACGAUUUCUCAGUGCAAAUAGAUUUGGAGAAUAUUCCACCAGAGUCAACGGCUAGGGAUGAGUUGAUUACGCGCCUUGCGCUGUUGAAACGCAAUGCGAUGGCUGCGCCGUUUGAGAGAGCUUUCGAGGAAUUCGCUAAACUGUCCGAGGAGGCCUCGAGAUUCACCCUCGAGGCGGCACCGCAGGGAGUUCAGGAAGGAGGUCAACUAAUGGCUAUUCAUUACCGUGAAGAGGAGGCCAUCUACAUCAAAGCUAGCCACGAUCGAGUGACAGUCAUCUUUAGCACUGUCUUCCGUGAAGAAACAGACCGCAUCUUUGGCAAGGUGUUCUUGCAGGAAUUCGUUGAUGCGAGGAGGCGUGUUCACACACUGCAGAAUGCUCCUCAAGUGCUCUUCCGGAGCGACCCCCCGCUUGAACUACAAGGUGUCCCCGGGUUAAAGAGCACAUCCGAGAACGACAUUAGCUAUAUUACCUUUGUUCUUUUCCCACGCCACCUGACUCCCCAGCGCCGCUACGAGAACAUCUCGCACAUUCAAACGUUCCGUGACUAUUUCCACUACCACAUUAAGGCAUCAAAGGCCUAUAUUCACACGAGAAUGCGAAAGAGGACGGCAGACUUCCUCCAGGUCCUCAACCGAGCCAGACCGGAGAACGAGGAGCGGGAAAGGAAGACGGCUAGUGGUCGUACCUUCAGGGUCCAUGGGUAA